Molecule: messenger RNA, 5011 nt
Organism: Pteronotus mesoamericanus
Lineage: Eukaryota; Metazoa; Chordata; Mammalia; Chiroptera; Mormoopidae
Gene: PTPRJ
Product: protein tyrosine phosphatase receptor type J
Exons: 25
Coding region: 1-4317 (1438 amino acids)
Biological process (GO): peptidyl-tyrosine dephosphorylation involved in inactivation of protein kinase activity
Cellular component (GO): signaling receptor complex
Molecular function (GO): protein tyrosine phosphatase activity; protein binding
Source: RefSeq, a predicted model, not a curated record
AUGACGCGCAGAGGAGGCAGCGGGAGCCGCCGGAGCCGCGGGAGCCGGGAUCCCGUCGCCGCGCACGGGGGGUGGGCGCCGGUUGCUCCGCCCCGCGAAGCUCCUGCGCGCCCAGGGACGGGUCCCCUCCGCGACCGCCGCGCCGGGCCCAGCCGUGGGGCCGCCGCUGCUGCCAUGUCCCCGGGGAAGCCCGGGGCGGGCGGAGCGGGGACUAGGCGGACCGGCUGGAGGAGGCGGAGGCGGAGGCGGCGGCUGGAGGCUGCGAGCUGGGCGCCCGGGCUCGGGCGCACGGCGGGGCCCGACUCGCGCGGCCCGGGCACGUUCCAGAGCGCGCGGGGCAUGAAGCCGGCGGCGCGGGAGGCGCGGCCACCUCGGCGCUCGCCCGGGCUGCGCUGGGCGCUGCCGCCGCUGCUGCUGCUGUGUCGCCUGGGCCAGAUUUUGUGCCAAGAUGCCUGUAGUGUCUACUGUGAUAUGGUUAUAGUCACAUCUACAACCAACGAGAUUGAUAUUAGUAAGGUGCCAGAAAACUUUUCAGUAACAAAUGUGACUGAUCUGAGUGGCCAGAAUCCACGGAAUUUCUCAUUAAAAAAUGACAACGGUGUUUUAGUUGGGGAGCUGGACCCUGGGAUCGGCUAUCUUGUCAGAUACUCAAAUGGCUCUGGUACCUGCUGCCAACAAGUGUGGACAAAACCCAGUCCUGUGUAUGGCAUUGAAGCUGUUUCCACAAGUCCAACCGGUGUGAAUCUCAUAUGGAAAAUCAAGGACCUAGAUGAUUCUAAUUAUGAGUAUAAAGUAGAGAGUGAAAAUGGGCUGCUGAAUUAUAGCGCAAAUCAAAAAGGCAUUAACAUCACAGACUUAAGUCCGGGGACUUUAUACAACUUCUCCAUCACUCCAGGAAUAAAUGGGACUUGGGGAAAAGCUGUAUUCAAAGCUGUCAUUACAGAGCCCCAUCCAGUUUCCGGUCUCUGCGUCACCUUCAAGGGUGUGACAGAAGUUGCUCUUACCUGGGAGAAUAGUAAUGGCACUGCCACCUGCCGGCUGCUCCUUGAAGCCAUGGGAAGCCAUGAGGAGUUGAAUCAAAGCUCAGCAGUCAAUAUUACACGCCUGAAGCCGGGGUUUACCUAUAAGACCCGGUGUGUUUCAGAAUCUGCUGAGACACAGAGGGACGCUGUGGCUGGAGGAAAUGGCUCAGAUGCUGCCGGCCCAGGGGGCUUGGCCCUGACUUCCCCUGUGGACAAGUACCUGCUUGAACCUGAAGGACAAUCCUCUCCUUAUCUUCUGGCCAGAAACACGGAAGUCCUGCUUUCUGGGUUGAAGUCCGGCACGUUGUACAAGGCUACUGUGUAUUCUCAAGCACAGAAUGACACAGAAGGGAAGCCUAAGGUCAUAGAAUUCAGGACAAAUUCCUAUCAGGUUUUUGACAUCGAAGCAGUCAACAUCAGUGCCACGAGCAUGACCCUGACCUGGAAAAUCAAUGAUAAUGGGGCAUGUUCUGUCUACACCUACAACAUAGAAGCUGUUGGGGAGACCAAUACCCUCAACCUCACCGUCAAUGAGACUCAGGCCAUCCUCACUCCACUCAGCCCAUGUACCUUAUACAACAUCACAGUGCGUCCUUCCCUACAGGACGGUUCUGAGGGCAUACCGGGCUUUCUCCAAAAGUACACCCGCCCUGGUUCAGUUUCCAACUUUCGAGUCACGACUGUCACCACCCGGAGUAUUGGCUUAGCUUGGAGCAGCAAUGACACGGAUUCCUUUAAGAUACAGAUCACGCAGGACAGAGCUGGACAACGUCGGAUGGAAACCAACCAAACCAGUAUUGUCAUUAGUGACUUACUCCCUGGCACUGAAUAUUGUUUUGAAAUAUUCCCACUAGGACCAGAUAGGACCGAAGGGGAGUCCCAGAGAGUUUGCGGUACAACUGACUCCAGUACAGUGUUUGACAUCCGCGUGGCCCAUGUCACCACCACUGAAAUGCAGUUGGAGUGGCAGAAUACAGACAACGCCUCCGACUACAUCUACCACCUGAACCUAACGUCUCAGAACAGCUCUCAGCAGACGAACACGUCUCUCAGAACCGCCACUUUCAGGGACCUGAUCCCGGGCACCUUCUAUAACAUCACAAUUGUUCCAGAAGUGAACGGCGUGUGCGGGCACUCCAGCUCCAUUGCACAGUGCACACGGCCCAGCGAUGUGUCUGACAUAGAAAUAACUGCCAAUACCACGGCAGCAACCUUCUGUUGGCAGAACUCCGACGAGGCCUCUCCCACGUACACCUACCGCCUGCUCGUUGAGAAGGAAGGGACUUCCAGCGACGCAGCUCCGAUAGUCACAGACGUUGGCAUCACCUAUGCUACAGUCACCGAAUUAAUACCUGGUUCAGAGUACACAGUGAAGGUCUUCGCCCAAGCGAGGGAUGGCACCGAGUCACUGGAGGCUGGCCGGCGGUCAUUCUGUGCAGACCCGGCCCCAGUAGCCUCCUUCUACUGUGAAGUGGUCCCCAAAAAGCCAACCCUGGUUCUCAAGUGGGCCUGCCCUACUGGCACCAACGCAGGCUUUUGGGUGGAGGUCAGCAGAGGAGACUGGAGAAAUAUGACACAGCUGGAGGGCUGCUCCUCGGAGGAUGGCGCCGAGUACAGAACGGAAGUCACACAUUUGAAUUUUUCUACCUCGUAUGAUAUCAACGUCACUGCCUUGUCCUGUAACAAGAUGGCACCCCCUACCCAAAACACCUGCGUCACGAGCAUCACAGACCCCCCUCCUCCAGAUGGAUCUCCUAAUAUUACAUCUGUCAGUCACAAUUCGGUAAAGGUCAAGUUCAGUGGGUUUGAAGCCAGCCACGGACCCAUCAAAGCCUACGCUCUCAUUCUCACCACUGGGGAAGCUAACCCCUCUGCCGAGGUUUUGAGCCACACAUACGAAGAUUUCAAAAAGGGCGCCUCGGCCACUUACGUGACAUACUUCAUAGCCACAGGAGAAAACACAAGUUCUGAGGGCUUGUCUGAGGUCUUGAAAUACGAAAUCGAUGUGGGGAAUGAGUCAAACACGCACGGCUAUUACAACGGGAAGCUGGAGCCCCUGGGCUCCUAUCGGGCUUGUGUCGCCGGCUUCACCAAUAUCACCUUCAGCACUGACAGUCUUCUCAUAGACGGGAACAGGAGCUACGUGUCCUUCAGUCGCUACUCAGACGCCGUUUUCUUGCCCCAGGAUCCAGGUGUCAUCUGUGGAGCAGUUUUUGGAUGCAUCUUUGGUGCCAUGGUUAUUGUGGCUGUUGGAGGCUUCAUCUUCUGGAGGAAGAAAAGGAAAGAUGCAAAGCACAAUGACUUGCCCUUUUCUCAAAUCAAACCUAAAAAGUCCAAGUUAAUCAAAGUGGAGAAUUUUGAGGCCUACUUCAAGAAACAACAGGCUGACUCCAACUGUGGAUUUGCAGAAGAAUAUGAAGAUCUGAAGCUUGUUGGAAUUAAUCAACCUAAAUACGCAGCCGAACUGGCUGAGAAUAGAGGAAAGAAUCGCUAUAAUAAUGUUCUGCCUUAUGAUAUCUCUCGGGUCAAACUUUCAGUCCACACCCACUCUGCUGACGACUACAUCAAUGCCAACUACAUGCCUGGGUACCAUUCUAAGAAAGAUUUUAUUGCCACACAAGGACCUUUACCCAACACCUUGAAAGACUUCUGGCGAAUGGUUUGGGAGAAAAAUGUAUAUGCUAUCGUCAUGUUGACCAAAUGUGUUGAACAGGGCAGGACCAAAUGCGAGGAGUACUGGCCUUCCAAGCAGUCCAAGGACUUUGGGAGCAUCACUGUGGCAAUGACGUCCGAGAUUGUUCUUCCAGAAUGGACCAUCAGAGACUUCACGGUGAAAAAUAACCUGACUAGUGACAGCCACCCUCUGCGACAGUUCCACUUCACCUCCUGGCCUGACCAUGGGGUGCCCGACACCACCGACCUGCUCAUCAACUUUCGGUAUCUGGUUCGCGACUACAUGAAGCAGAGUCCUCCCGAAUCGCCAGUUCUGGUGCAUUGCAGUGCUGGCGUUGGGAGGACGGGCACGUUCAUCGCCAUCGACCGUCUCAUCUAUCAGAUGGAGAACGAGAACGCCGUGGAUGUGUACGGGAUUGUGUACGACCUUCGAAUGCACAGGCCUUUAAUGGUGCAAACAGAGGACCAGUAUGUGUUCCUCAAUCAGUGUGUUUUGGAUAUUAUCAGAUCCCAGAGGGACUCGAAAGUAGAUCUCAUCUACCAGAACACGACUGCAAUGACAAUCUAUGAAAACCUCACGCCCAUGACCACGUUUGGGCAAACAAAUGGUUACAUCGCCUAAUUCCAAAGGCAGCCCGGUCUGGAGUUAACUAGACCACCACACCCACCGCAAAGGAAAAUGCCCCAAUGUUGACACGUUUUUAUAUGUCCGAUAUCUUCAUUCAUUGUUCUGUUUUGUUAGAACUAAUUGAGGGUGUGAAGCUGCACACGUGACACAUGACAAACGGGACGUUGGGGCCGUCGGGGGCUGUGGGUGGGGGGUGAGCCCAUCAGUUACAUUCCUGGUUACCAAUGGGAUGAGUUCACUUCUCUUUUCCUUGAGAAUGAUGGAAAACUAGGCAAGUGAGCUAUGAUUUUUUUUUUUUUUUUCAAAACAGAUUUUUUUUUUUAAAGACUAUUUUAUAUGAUCCACAUGCUAAAGCCAGGAUUGUGUUGGGUUGAAUAUAUUUUAACUAUCAGAGGUCUAUUUUUAGCUACUGUAUCUCGGAGUCUAGCUGAUGGAAACUGCUUAACUGUGCAUGACGGUCCUGCAGGAGGCGUCGGCGGCGCCGCCUCGCCUGGGUUUUCUAUUUGAACAUGUGCCUUUUCUGAAUUAUGCUUCCACAGGCAAAACUCAGUAGAUUUCUAUAUUUUUGUAUUGAAUCUCAUAAUUGGAAUAUGUGGAAUAUUUAAACAGUAGUUUAGGACCAGAAGUUCAGCCUUCUCAGUAACAUUCCUGUUCUUAUUCGAUUCGAGGAGGCCCCCAAUGUCCCCCC